UAUUUCUUAUUGCGGUUCACUCCCACGGCCACGGAGCGUCUGAGCCGCGGACGAGCGUGAUUUGGUCGGGAGCGCGCCGCAGUCAUGCCUCGUCCGUCGCUCGCCUCGUCAGUGUCGGAAAACAGGGGAAGAAUUUCGCCUUUUUCCUGAAUUCCCUGGGCGUUUUAUCGCGACUCGCCGCCUCCUGGAAGAGAAAGUGACAUUUUUUUUGUAAGUGAAACGGAUCGAUAAUUUUUCAUUUCUUCCCUCCCUCCUCCAGUCAGGGAGACAAAAGAGGGCAAAGAGAGGCAGCAGGAGUCCAGCUGUUCGGGGUUCAGCCUUCAUUUCGCGGGUCCUUUCCUUUAACUUGAUGCUGUCCACGCUACUAAUGAGCUCCAGCUUUUUGGGGGGAUGUAACCAAACAAACAAAAGAAAAAAAGGCCACUUUGACGGACUGUGAGUGUUUCCAUCCCUCAGCCGGAGCAAUGAGCCGCUAGGAGCCUGAAAAGCAGCGAGAGAAAGCUUCGGGUCCGCAGGGCUCAGCUCAGCCGUCCUCCCCCUUUAACAUCCCACUGUGUUGCACCACGACCAUGUCCUUUCCCCACCGUGCCCAUCCCAUGGAGAGUGCACGCCCACCCAGAUAGGAUGCCUGCCUCGCUCGACGCCCUGCAUCCCCUCCUGCCCGUCACCACCACCUCCUUCUCCUCGCGUGUACCUGCUUUUGGCAACAGUUCCUUGCGGCCCCCCAGGCUCUGCCCUGCCCCGCUGCAACAUGGUGGAUGAGGCGCCCACCAUGAAGGAUGACGUCAUCAACGCCAACACGCUUGCUUGGCUGGUCUGCUCGGGCGUGUCCAUCCUGGCCAACACUUGGAGCAUCCUCAGCGUCAGCGCCAAGCAGAAGAAGUGGAAGCCGCUGGAGUUCCUCAUCUGCACCUUGGCGGGAACACACAUCCUCAACAUGGCCAUCCCCAUCACCAUGUACUGCGUCAUCACUCUGCGGCGUCAGCACUCCAACUAUGAGUGGAAUGAGGGCCUGUGCAAGGUGUUCGUCUCCACCUUCUACACCCUCACCCUGGUCACCUGCUUCUCCGUCACUUCGCUCUCCUAUCACCGCAUGUGGAUGGUUCGCUGGCCGGUAAACUACAGGUUGAGUAACACCAAGAAGCAGGCGGUGCACACAGUGAUGGGGAUCUGGAUGGUGUCCUUCAUCCUGUCCACGCUCCCAGCAGUGGGGUGGCACGACACCAUCGACCGCUUCUACACCUCCGACUGCCGCUUCAUCGUGACGGAGAUCGGCCUGGGCUUCGGCGUCUGCUUUCUGCUGCUGAUCGGCGGCAGCGUGGCCAUGGGCGUGAUCUGCAUCGGCAUCGCGCUGUUCCAGACCUUCUCGAUUCAGGCGGGCCACAACGCCGACAAGAACAAGUUCAACGUCCCCACCAUAGUGGUGGAGGAUGCUCAAGGCAAGCGCAGAUCGUCCAUCGAUGGUUCGGAGCCUCUCAAGACGUCGCUGCAGAUCACCUACCUGAUCAGUGGUAUCGUCUUCAUCUAUGACUUCCUGACUGGCUUCCCCAUACUGGUGGUGAGUUUCGCCAGCCUGAAGUUCGACCGCUCCUACAACUGGAUGGUUCUGUGCGUGCUGUGGUGCUCCAUCGCCCAGUCCAUCCUGCUGCCCAUGUUCCUCUGGGCGUGCGACCGCUACCGGGCCGACAUCCGCAUGGUGUGGGAGAAGUGCGUCGCCAUCAUGUCCAACGACGACGUGGACGAGGAAAACAGCCAAGAUGGAGGAAUUCAUGCCGACUUAAUAUAUGACAGACCAUAUGACUAUAGCUCGGCGCCUGAAAUCGUGACGAUAGACCGUAAUGCCAAGUAUGAGUUCUCAACCUUAGAAAGGGGGGUUCUGCAAGGUUAUCCAUUGAGGGAACAACAGGAAGAUAAAAUGCAGUAUUUGCAGGUGCCCCCUACAAGAAGAUACUCCCACGACGAAACCGACAUGUGGACCAGCGACCGGAUCCCCUCAUACCUGCACCGAUGGGGCUCCACCGAGGACAUGAUAGUGAGUGCCCACUACAGCUCCACCUUGCCGCGCCACGAGAGGCGCAGGAGCAGCCUGGUCUCCUACCACGAGGAGAGCCACCAUCACCACCACCCUCACCGCAAGCGGCGGCGCUCUGAGGACAGCAUGCACUCCCUCAGGCAUCUGCCGCGCGUGGUCUGCGGCGGCGAGCGCUACGAGGACGAGCUGCGCUGCUUCAGCCGCGACGAGGUGAUCAACUUUAUAGACGAGACGCCGCUGCCGAGCCCCAGGAAGAGCCCGCGGCGCACGUCAACCAUCUCGCUUAUCCCCAACGUGUACGAACAGCACACAGUCAUCCUCCCUCACUUCCCGCUCACAGACUUCGAGCGCGAGCCUCAAGCGCUCAGGCGGCUCUCGGAACACAAAAGGAGCGGCAGUAGUCGGGGAAACUCGCCCGAGGGUUCCCCCAAACCAGACAGACCUGCCGGGAAGAAGAGCCCCGGGGCUUGUGGCUCCGGGAAAGGCUGCAGGGAGCGUCCUCGAGACGGGAAGCAGCAGAGGGAAGGGGGCUCACCUGGGCGCAGCCAGCAGACUUCAGGGCACUCCGGCUGCAGGCCCCGGACAGGUGGAGGUGCCAGAGCCGGAGCUGCACCCGAAUGGGGACACCAGAAGCACCUGAGCAAGGCUGAGAGUAAAGGAAGCACAAACAGUUUUGUAAGCACGCCCUCAGCAUCGUCCUCGGGAUACAUCACCUUCCACUCUGAUUCUGUAGGCUCCACCACCUGAAGUUCCCGUUAUUCAUGUCAGCAUUAGGACUGGAAACCGCUGGAACAUCAGUGGUUACAGAGAAGUGACAUGCUGGAAUAUAUCGGCCUUUUAUUUUCUACCUGUGCCACUAUUCAGUUUUACUAUCAAGGACCAACAAACAGCUGUUCUGCUAAAUGGCCUUAGGAGCUUUGGACAUCAUUUCUGAAUGGGCCUUAUGUUGAUUUAGUGCGCAGGCUGGUGAAAAGGUUGGGUUUCUCUGUAACUCAGCUUCCACAUCACAAAAUAUCCACUGAGGACACCUCCCUCCCCCCAGCACUGACACAAAGAAACUGUUUUUAUUGCUACAUUCCUAAUCUGGUUUGGUUGUUUGAUAUUGUUUCUUACAAAAUUCUCCAAGAUUUCAGAGGCAGUUGUCAGGGUGGUGUGUUUCUCUUUCUUUUUUUUAUUACUUUAAAAACUUGAACUCCAGUUGUACUUUAUUUGGCCAGUAAUGACUGUGUGUUGUUGUAUGGACACAAACCUUCCUGAAUACUGCCCACAAACCUCGAGCUCGACUUGAGGAUUUGACACAUUUUACAUAUUUACCUUGCUUUGAUCAUGAUGUACAAUUUUUCUAUUGACAUUAUUAUUAUUAUUCACGGCACACAUGAGAAGCUUUUUUUUUUGAGCACCCUACAUUGGAGUAAAUCGAGAGUGAUGACCCCAAACUCUGAAACGCCUGAUAGUUUUACAGUUACUGUGUGAGAUAUUGAGAUUUAACGUGACGAACCCUAAAUCCUUAAUGAAAAUGUGAAGUCAUUUUUUUUUAAAAAGAAGCUCGACAUGUCAUGUAUAUAUGAAGGAUACUGGGUUUAUGGUUUUGGUGUUUUCUGUUUAAUUGCUUCGAACACGUCCUCCCAAGUCUUAUUUUUCCAACGUUUGUUUUAACUUUGGGGAUGCUCACCACAAUCAGUACAGACCAUCAGAUGAAUAUGCAAACGGUGCUUUAUCCUGAUCGGCUGAGCCUCUCAGUCUGACCUCAUGUCUUAUUGGUUUCAGUAGAAAGAUUUUUUUCAAGCAACCAGCUCAGAGGGAACCCAAAACUGGUCCAAAACUUUAGCUUUCCGCUGUGAUGUAGCAUAACUUGAAUGCUGGUUUCAACACACAUGAGGACCAUUAUUAAGAAAAUAGACUGCAAAUUCAUAACUUAUGAUAAAUUAUUAGCUUCUGCAAAAGACAAGCACGAUAUAUUUGAUAUGUUAUCUCAGUGGCCCGGUUGGUAAAAGGUCGACACAUGCCUUUUCUUUUUGGCUAAAUUUAACAAUCUGGUUUUCAUUCAUGCACACCAACGGCACAAGCAUCAGGAGCAACUGGAGGUUCAGGAUCUUGGGAGGUUUUAUUUAUGAAAUGUUGCUUUUUUUUAAAAAAAAAUCUGAUUAAUCCAAUCCUUAUGAAGUAACACGAAUUAUAUGCAAACAUCUCCAGAGGGAUGCUGCAGGGAAAUUCAGGUUGAUUUCUAUAUUUUUAUCUAACAUCAAAGAAUAAAAGGUCAAGAACAAAAGCUGCUUUAGUUAAACCAGGAGAUAAAAUGCCCCAUCGUUUCUCACUGGACUGAACUUUACAAAGCCCACAGUUCCAUUUUUACCAAAGUGAUCAUUUCCGAACAGGAGUGAAAACUCUUCACUGACUGAAAUAAAGCAGCAGGUAGCAGACAGUAGCUGCUAAGGUGAAUGUAUGUAAGGAAAUUAUGAGGGCAAAACGAAACGGAAACAUCCCCUUUGACAGCCUUAUUAGUUGUGAAAUUUUAUUUUUUAACUAUUACCAUCCAAGUAAUAAAGUUGCACGUGUUUUUGCAUAUAUGUUUUGAAUCAUCCGCCGUCGUUUAAGUGUUUCAUUUAACGCUCAUGUGUCCGUGCACCUUUCACUGUUCAGUUUGACCAGUUAGCAGGAGCUUUCUUUGGAAACAGAGCACCACGUUCCCCUGUCAGACUUUUGCUGUGUGUCAUAGAUCGUUUGGGAUUUUGUUGUGUUUGCAAUAUUAAAAAUAUAAUUUUGUAACAUAUUCAAAGAUUUAUGACUCAAAUAUGAAUGAUGUUCAAUGUUAUGAUUUUCUUGUUCAGAUGAUGACUUUGUUUUAAAAAAAAGAUACGACUGAUUAAAUUCACAACAUGA
Acanthochromis polyacanthus (spiny chromis) is the source of this 4912-nucleotide messenger RNA. RefSeq names its product probable G-protein coupled receptor 153. The transcript is spliced from 6 exons. Gene Ontology annotation, molecular function: G protein-coupled receptor activity. Bases 752 to 2779 code for a protein of 675 amino acids. Gene Ontology annotation, cellular component: membrane. Gene Ontology annotation, biological process: G protein-coupled receptor signaling pathway. The record is from RefSeq and is a predicted model, not a curated record. Lineage: Eukaryota; Metazoa; Chordata; Actinopteri; Pomacentridae.